This is a messenger RNA of Linum tenue, 2115 nucleotides long. NCBI's taxonomy places the organism in Eukaryota, Viridiplantae, Streptophyta, Magnoliopsida, Malpighiales, Linaceae. The record is from the annotation of a GenBank genome assembly.
AUUUUGCCUAAUUAAAAACCAAACAUAUUUCACCCUUUAAAAAACAGCUUAAAACCUAUCAUUCUUUUUUUUCAAUCCAACUACUUUCAAAGUUGUAAAGAAACAACACCCCAUUAGAAAUUCAAUAUUUUCUAGCCAAAAAUAAAAUUUCCCCCAAAAUUCCCGCUAGACCAGGUCCAAUCUACUCAUUCCCGUCAAUCCAUAAUUUUCAAUUUCCCCCUUUUCUCCCCUUCCUCUUCCAAGCUUUCUCCUUUCUCAUCCCCAUCUCCUCGCCCUCUUGUUUCCAUUCGUCACCCUUCUUUUCUUACAAUCAUCCGAUUUCUGGGCUAGGGUUUUUUCCACUUUCCUCGUUGGAAAAAGAUGACGUCGGUGAAGAAAGGUUUGCCGCCGGGCCUCGUUUCCAAUCUCCAGGAAGUUCUGAGCAGCAGAAAGGGUGGUGUCGGUGAGCAAUCGAACGAUGGACCUUCUACUUCUUCUACUUCUGCUGAGAACGCUGCGGCAGGGGAAGGAAAUGAUGAUACCAGGCCUAUUGUUCUGGUCACCAAUGGCGAUGGGAUUGAUUCCCCUGGUCUUCUCCUUCUCGUGGAAGCUUUGGUUCGUGAAGGAAGCUACAAUGUCCAUGUCUGCGCCCCGCAACUGGACAAAUCAGCUUCUGGUCAUUCUGUUACACUAGGAGAAACCAUAGCUGCGACUUCUGCUCAAGUUAGUGGUGCUACUGCAUAUGAAAUUUCAGGGACUCCUGUGGAUUGCGUCUCAUUAGCAUUGUCUGGAGCACUCUUUUCUUGGUCAAAGCCUGUGCUGGUUGGCCUUUUUAUGCUCUUAUUAUCUUUAGUUUACAUAUAUCUAAGGUAUCACAGACUUCAUUUGCAAUUACAUUUAAGUCAUUUUGAUUUUCAGGUCAUUAGUGGAAUUAACAAGGGAUCAAGCUGUGGUCACCACUUGUUCUACUCAGGUGUUGUUGCUGGAGCUAGAGAGGCAUUGAUAAGCGGCUUCCCAUCUCUAUCAAUCUCACUUAACUGGAAGAAGGAUGAGAGCCAAGAAAGUGAUUUCAAGGAUGCUGUUGCUGUCUGUUUGCCAUUGAUAAAUGCUGCUUUGAGAGAUAUUGAGAAGGGGGAUUUCCCCAAGAGAUGUUCUCUGAACAUACAAAUCCCUACCUCACCAUCUACAAACAAAGGUUUCAAACUUACUAAGCAAAGUAUGUGGCGAUCUACCCUCAACUGGAAUGCUAUUUCUGCAAACCGGCAUCCUGGUGCUGGAUACAUGUCUAAUCAACAAAGCCUUGGCCUACAGCUAGCCCAGCUUAGUCGAGAUGCCUCUGCUGCUGGAGCAGCACGUCGUGUUACCAAACAAAAGACGAAUGUGGAGAUUGAGUCAGUUGGGGCCUCUGGGAAAACCGAAGUGAACAAAUUGAAAAAGUAUUUCAGACUGGAGGUAAAUCAUUCCUACCCACUGUCACAGUUAUAGUUUUGAGCGGCUUUAGUGGUUAGAGACGGCUUUCCAUAUCGUUUGCUUCAACCACUGAUUCAAAGAAUUACCUGCUUUGCUUGCUGUCAGUUUAUGGAGAAGGAGCUAGAAGACACAGACGAGGACCUGGACUUCAGGGCCCUUGAAAACGGAUUCAUUGCAGUAACUCCCCUCUCACUCUCACCCCACAUUGAACCCGAAAUGCAAACAGCAGCCUCGGAAUGGAUCUCUUCUUCACUUCAAGAGAGCCAAUAGGAAAACAAAAAGGGGGCUUCUUCUACUACAGAUACCAGUCAACUAUUUACAUCAUCAGACUAUUUUUGUACACAUUGACAGGUUAUAUUCAUUUGCUAUUUCCCAAUUCUUUCCCACUCUGGUUUUUUUUCCUUCUUUUCCCCCUCCAUUUUGAUGGAAUCUUGGGUCUGGCUUGUUCUUGUGUAGCUUUUCUUCUUCUUCCUCCUGGGAUACUAGUGUAACUCAAAACUGCGGUGGCAGGGGUCUUAAUUAUAUGCCCCCUUCCUGCAAUGGCCCUCUUUCAUCUGUUUUUUGUAUUUAUUUUGGUUUCUUGAUAUGUAUUUGAUCAAAUCUUGUAUCAGAUUCUGGCUUUUAGAGUCCAUGUAUUCAAGUCUUCAAGUUGGUGGUAUCCAUUGC